AUGUCGCACCAAUCCAACUCAUCCUCCUCCAAGACCAUGUCUGAUUCCUCUAGCUCUGAAUCAUGCAACCCUAACAGGGAAGACCCUGUUGCUGACUCUGCGAAUACCUCCCAUCCAAGAAGACCUAAAGAAACUAUCUCAGGCUUCUCCUCAGCAAUCGCUCUUGAUGAACAAACCAGAGAAGGUUCCAGGUAUGUUCACAAUGCCAUUGCAACUAUGGUGACUGGAAUACUGUCUGGUAAUCAUAAGGUUCUUGGGGUUUCCAUUCCCUUAAACACCAUUGUACCUGAUAAUGUUGCUUGUCAAGAAAAUAUAGUCUCCUUAGGAAAGAAUGUCUCUGAUGAUGCUGAGCAAACUGAUGCUCAUAAGGGGUCAAAUAUUGACAAACCCCUAGAUAAUGUGGGUGGUGAGGAAGUCCGUGUCACUCAUGAUGUCAGUGAUAACCCUAACUGUGAACCUGAAACAGUAGACUUGGAGGAAUUUUCUGAUAAUGAGUUGUUGUCCUCAGUUAUCCCUAGCAUAGCCAAAAGGGUUAGGACUAGGAGAGAAAAGAAAACAGUGGCACAAAGGUCCCCCAGAAAGAAUAUUGAUGUGCCAACCUCUCCCAAUCCAAAGGUGGCAGAGAGUUCCCUCAAGAGGAAAGGUCAUGGUCCAACAAAAUCUUGGAGCAAAGGGGUGCCCAAGAAAAUGAAGACCAAGUCUGUUGUUGUGGAGACUGACUCAGAUGUUCCAUGUGAUGUCACUGCCACUCUGUGGAAAUAUGUUUAUCAGAAGAGGCUGGCCUUGGAAAGGGAAUUGCCUCAGAAUGUCCUGGAAUGUAAGGAGAUUAUGGACCUUAUUCAAGAGGCGGGUUUAAUGAAGACUGUGACUCAGUUCUCAAAGUGCUAUGAGAUGUUAGUAAAGGAAUUUAUUGUCAAUGUGUCUGAAGAAUGUGCUGAUGGAAAGUCUAAGGAAUUCAGAAAAGUAUAUGUGUGA
Messenger RNA from Lathyrus oleraceus (garden pea), 975 nucleotides. RefSeq lists its product as uncharacterized. Lineage: Eukaryota; Viridiplantae; Streptophyta; Magnoliopsida; Fabales; Fabaceae. The record is from RefSeq and is a predicted model, not a curated record. The coding region runs from base 1 to 975 and encodes 324 amino acids. The transcript is spliced from 2 exons.